AUGGAGCGGAGGUGGGUCUUCGUGCUGCUCGACGUGGUGUGCGUUCUGGUCGCUUCUCUACCCUUUAUCAUCCUGACGCUGGUGAAUACCCCAUACAACCGAGGAUUUUACUGUGGGGAUGAUUCCAUCCGGUACCCCUACCGCCCGGACACCAUCACCAAUGGGCUCAUGGCCAGUGUCACCAUCACCACCACCAUUAUCCUUGUCUCAGCUGGGGAGGCAUACAUGGUCUACACCCAGCGCCUGUACUCCCAUUCCACCUUCAACAACUACGUGGCCGCAGUGUAUAAGGUGCUGGGAACCUUCCUGUUUGGGGCUGCGGUGAGUCAGUCUCUAACAGACCUGGCCAAGUACAUGAUCGGCCGUCUGCGGCCCAGCUUCCUGGCUGUCUGCAACCCCGACUGGAGCCGGGUCAACUGCUCUACGUAUGUGCAACUGGAAAAGGUGUGCCGGGGGAACCCAGCCAACGUCACCGAGGCCAGAUUGUCUUUCUACUCUGGACACUCCUCGUUUGGCAUGUACUGUAUGCUGUUCUUGGCGCUCUAUGUGCAAGCCCGGCUCUGCUGGAAGUGGGCACGGCUGCUGAGACCCACCAUACAGUUCUUCCUGGUGACCUUUGCCUUCUACGUCGGCUACACCCGCGUUUCUGACAACAAACACCACUGGAGCGAUGUCCUCGUCGGGCUCUUGCAGGGGGCACUGGUGGCUGGCCUCACUGUCCGCUAUAUCUCUGACUUCUUCAAGGCCCGGCCCCCACCCAGCUGCCCAGAGGAGGAGGAGGAGCUGGAGCGAAAGCCUAGAUCGACUCUGACACUGGGCGAGACUAGCUGCAACCAUUAUGGGUACCCAGUGUCGUCCUCCUGA
This is a messenger RNA of Chrysochloris asiatica (Cape golden mole), 864 nucleotides long. It is a transcript of the gene PLPP2, whose product is annotated as phosphatidic acid phosphatase type 2C. NCBI's taxonomy places the organism in Eukaryota, Metazoa, Chordata, Mammalia, Afrosoricida, Chrysochloridae. Gene Ontology annotation, molecular function: phosphatidate phosphatase activity. The transcript is spliced from 6 exons. The record is from RefSeq and is a predicted model, not a curated record. Gene Ontology annotation, biological process: signal transduction; phospholipid dephosphorylation; phospholipid metabolic process. Bases 1 to 864 code for a protein of 287 amino acids.